Molecule: messenger RNA, 1480 nt
Organism: Capsella rubella
Lineage: Eukaryota; Viridiplantae; Streptophyta; Magnoliopsida; Brassicales; Brassicaceae
Product: tRNA:m(4)X modification enzyme TRM13 homolog
Exons: 9
Coding region: 11-1339 (442 amino acids)
Biological process (GO): tRNA methylation
Source: RefSeq, a predicted model, not a curated record
CUCGCUGAGAAUGGAGGCGAAAAGUAGCAAUCGAUGUAGUUUCUGGCUUCCGAAGAAGAAGAGAUCAUGCGCGAAUACUCGAAUCGAGAGUUCUUUGUUUUGUGGGAACCAUAGCCAGAGAUUGGAAGGAGAAUGGACUCCAUGCCCUAUUGAUCCUUCUCACUCUGUGUUGCAGGAGAAUCUCGAAGGGCAUGUAAAGAGAUGUCCUUUACUUAAACAAACCGUAGCAUUGUCUGGUCAGAGAUUUUAUCAGAAGGGUAUUAAUGCCGGAAACGAAGAAGAAGAUGAAGAAGAAAAAAAGAUGGGGUCUUGUUCUCUCGUUACUUCUGAGAUGAAGAGGAAUCUGCUCUAUAGUAUGAGUGUUUCUAAGUUUCUUCAGCUAAUUAAGAAAAUUGAGGAUGUUCAUGGCGGUAUAUGUAAAGAUAUCGAAGAUUCGUAUCUGUCACCUGAAGCUUGUAACAUAUGGUUUAAUAAGGAGGUAGAUAGAAAAAUACCAUUUCAAGAGAAACACGUUUUACAGCAAGGUUCGAUUCUUGGUAACUUGGAAAAGAUUGGUGCAUUGAUGAAAUGCAACAAAAAUGUGGAAGAGAAAGACCAUAAGAAUGUGUCGGCUGUUGUAGAAUUUGGAGCCGGGAGAGGAUACUUAACACAGAUGCUAGCAGAUUGCUAUGGGAUCGAAAAAGUGUAUCUAGUCGAAAGGAAAUCUUAUAAGCUCAAGGCUGAUCGGUCAUUGAGGCAAAAGGAGAACUUAGUAUUAGAGCGUAUGAGAAUCGAUAUCGAGGAUUUUAACCUUAAUGCGGUUGAAUCCUUGCACGGUGUUCCUUAUGUGGCUGUUGGGAAACAUCUCUGUGGUCCGGCAACAGAUUUGAGUCUAAGAUGUUGUUUAUCGAGACAAGAUGGUGAAAGCCCCGUACUUAAAGGUCUGGCUAUUGCGACUUGUUGCCAUCAUCUGUGCCAAUGGAAAAGCUACAUAAACAAAGAAUAUAUCCUUAGCUUGGGGAUUUCCAAGGAUGAGUUCCAUAUCAUUUCUUCGUUCACUAGCUGGGCUGUAGAUGAUGAUCACGGUUCCAAUCUUCCUGGUGUUGACGACAUUGACCUUCUUGUUUCAAAUGCAAAGGAGGAAGGAGAAGGAGAAGUGAGAGAUGAUUCUUUGAGCAGCAUGGAGGAAGUUGUGAAAAAAAUGAAACCCAUGGAAAGAGCUGUUUUAGGUUUUAAAUGCAAACAGAUAAUAGAUGCGGGGAGGAUGAAGUGGGUUAAGAAACACGGGUUAGAUUCAAAACUAGUGAAGUAUAUUCCGGCAAGCAUCUCGCCUGAAAACACUUUACUGGUCGCCGGAUAACCCACUCCUUGUUUUGCUUGAUGUUGUAUUGUCGUUGUUUGUUUAAUUCAAUACUUGGUAGGUGAAGACUAGAAGAGAUAAACACAUGAUGUAUGACCGCAAUUUUGAUAUUUAUAUAUUUGAAAAAUCUCGUACAAGUAA